Messenger RNA from Jaminaea rosea, 1958 nucleotides. RefSeq names its product NAD(P)-binding protein. The coding region runs from base 476 to 1600 and encodes 374 amino acids. NCBI's taxonomy places the organism in Eukaryota, Fungi, Basidiomycota, Exobasidiomycetes, Microstromatales. Gene Ontology annotation, molecular function: oxidoreductase activity, acting on the CH-CH group of donors, NAD or NADP as acceptor. The record is from RefSeq and is a predicted model, not a curated record. The transcript is spliced from 2 exons.
UGGGCAUGCAAUUGCGUGCAUCCACAUGGGAAUAGAACGAAGCAGCACUCGCACCGCUUCGCACUCGUACGGCCGAUCUCUAUCCGGCGCUACUCUACAGUAGGGACUCAGGAUCAUUGACGAGAGGCUCGCCGUCCGGACUCGGAGAAUGCGAUGAGCCACUCUGGAAACUCCGAGCUGAGAUGCAGUCUUGCUCUCUUCCUCCACGUCCACCUCUGUCCGUCCCAAGCCACACAUCCGCUGACGGCUGAACCGACGAGAAGGCACGAAGGUUGGCCAAGAGCAAGAAAGGGAUUUGACAGCCGCUCUUUCUUGGGGCCAGUGAGCUGAGCGUACAGUAGCCGGUCCCGUUGGUCGGGCAAUUUGGUACAAGUUUUGAUUGACCGGAGUGAGAAGGGAUUAUAAGCAGCUAGGCUGCGCAGCAUCGCUCCUUGUCUUUCUCCCUCAUCAUUACCAACACCAUCAACACACAAAGAUGUCCUCUUCGACUCUCCCCACCUCGCAAAAGCAGGUUCACCUGCUGCAACGCCCGGGCAUGAAGCCCAUCGACUCGUCGAUCCUCGGCGUCGUCUCCUCCCCUCUCAACGUCCCCACUCCCCUCCCUGCCAAGCACGUAGUCGUCAAGGUGCAGCUCCUCUCCCUUGACCCUUCCAUGCGCCCCUCUAUGAACCCCGACCGCAAGUCGUACCGUCCCCCUCAGCCGCUCAACGAGACAAUGUGGGCUGGCGGCAUCGGUGUGGUAGUCAAGUCGAGCCACGACGACUUCAAGGAGGGUGACAAGGUCCUUUCUGGCUCGCUCGGAGCGCAGGAGUACGCCGUCGUCGACGUUGAGCAGGCACAGAAGACGGGCUACUUCAGCAAGAUUGACGCCUCGCGCGGCAUUGACGAGAAGGAGUACCUCGGCGCUCUCUGGGGCACUGGCCUGGCUGCUUACUUGGGUCUUGUAGAGGUCGCCAAGGUGCAGAAGGGCGACAGAGUGCUCGUCUCUGGUGCGGCUGGCGCUACGGGUGGGCUUGUGAUCCAGAUCGCCAAGCUGAUGGGCGCUGCUGAGGUCAUUGGCAUUGCUGGCGGGCCGGAGAAGCAAAAGUACGUCACCGAGACCCUCGGCGCCGACUCAUGCAUCGACUACCGCGACUCCGGCUACUACAAGCAGAUCACGUCUCUCUCCGACCGCCCGGAGGGAGGCAUGACCGUCUACUUCGACAACGUCGGCGGCGAGACCCUCGAUGCUGCCCUCCAAGCCAUGGCCGCCGGCGGACGAAUCGCCUGCUGCGGUGCCAUCUCCGGAUACAACGGCUCCAGCACCUUCACCGGGCUCAAGUACUCGCACCUGAUCGUCGGUCGUCGCCUGAGCCUGCAGGGCUACAUCGCUUUUCCCUCCUUCUGGCCAAAGGAGACGUUCCAGGGCGCCAUCGGGCAGCUCGCGACGUGGGCUGCGCAGAAAAAGAUCCACACGAGGUUCCACUUCCACGACAAGGUGGGCGUGGAGAACUUCACAGACGCUUUGGUUGGGCUGUUCGCGGGAAAGAACCAGGGCAAGAUGCUGCUCAAGGUGGACUCGGAGUGGAAGGACGCAGAGAAGGAGUCGUCGAGGUUGUAGAUAGGUGGUGCAAGGCAAGCAGGUCAAUGAUAUGCAUGAACAAAAGAGUCGUAUACGAGCGUGAGAUAUGGGAUGACAUGGUGCAGAGCGAGCUGGAGAUUAUGCCGCCGCCUUCUUUGCCUUCUUCGUCUUCUUUGCCGACUCACUCGCCUCGUCCGCCUCGCCCGCACUGCUCCUCUUCGACUUCUUGGUCGCUGUCGGUGAUGCUGCUGCGGGCGCCUCUACUGCCUUGUCCGCCUUUGCUACCUUUGCUGCCUUGCUCGGCUUCGGCGCGGGUUCCUCUUCCUCACUCUCACUGUCCUCACUGUCAUCCCUCUGCUCCUUGAUUCCCUCCCAUCUCUUUGCCAGCUCCCCAUUC